This is a messenger RNA of Ictalurus punctatus (channel catfish), 1142 nucleotides long. RefSeq lists its product as uncharacterized. Lineage: Eukaryota; Metazoa; Chordata; Actinopteri; Siluriformes; Ictaluridae. The transcript has a single exon. The record is from RefSeq and is a predicted model, not a curated record. Bases 2 to 916 code for a protein of 304 amino acids.
AAUGGUAAAUGGCAAACAUAUAUGCUCUGAUCCAGAGGAUCCUUGGGCCAUACAAGUCAUAAAGAUAGUGACUGGAAGAACAACCACAAAAGCGCCCAAUACCCCACCAUCGACUUCUUCUACAAGUUGGACAACAACUACUACAAGCACAUCUACACCAGAAAUAAGUACAACAAAUACAAUAACCACAACAACACCUAAAGGAACAUCAACCACAUGGAAAACAACAACAAACAUCACUGAUACAUCUUCGCCCAAACAACCACUUGGUCAACAGUUGUCUCAAUGGACAACAACACAAAUUACGAGAGCGAAGAUGACUACUACUGCGGCUAGGAAGCCAGUGAUAACUGAUAACAAGACGACUUCCACGACUAUAAACAGCUAUACAAACUAUACAGAAACAACUAUAACAACACCAACCACAAGUAAAACAUCCAUCAAACAUAUAUUACUGAUACCAGAGCAAUCUAGGACAACUACCAAGUUACCACUAUGGCAAAUAAUGCCAAGCACCACUGAAAGAUCAUUAAAUGACAGAAAGAGCGCCUCAAGAACACCCAAUAAUACACCAACACAAAUGUCUACAAGCUUGACCACUGAAAACUGGAGAGAAUCCACUAUAACACCUACACCUGUACCAGAGACAUAUAAAUAUACAAAAAGCACAGUGACCAUGACUGACAGCACACCAUCUACAACAUACAUCAAUCAUACAUCACUGAUGAUGGAAUCUUCUCGGAAAAUCAAAACGCAAAACACCAAAAAAACAGAAUCUAAUGAAAAUAGAAAGCAAAAGACGAUCGUGAUAUCCCAAAUACCAGAGAAGGAAAGGGAAGCACUGGACUGGACAGAACAUUUUUGUCAGUGGUCAGAGAUACAAGAAACACGGUACUGUUCCUUUUACUAUGAUUAGCCUGAAUUUAUUUAUGAUUUUCUAGUCACACAGUUUUGGACAUUUACUGAAAAGUAUGCACAUUUGUAAAUUAGUCGUUUAAUGGUUAAUAUAAAUGUAUCAUGACAUUUAUUUAUGCCACGAUCAAGCCAAUAAACCUGUAUGACUAAAAUGAGGGGACUUUAUUUUUUUUAUUUUUUUUUUAAUAAUUAGAAAUGUUAGCUUGUGUGUGCAUGUUUGAUAUUAA